AUGGCGAGAACGAGAAGCAUAGGAUCCAAGUCGGAUGGCACCCAUGUGUUGGCCGGGGCAGCAAAUGAGAAGGAGGUUGAGGGGAGCACCACUGGGGCAGACAGCCCGGGUGAGGUUGCGGAUGCGGACGAGCAGCCCGUGGAAUACAUCACGGGGUUUAAACUCCUGGCCGUUAUGAGCAGCGUGACGCUCACAGCUUUCCUGAUGAUGCUUGACAUCUCCAUCAUAAGUACCGCGGUUCCACGUAUCACCAGUGAUUUCCACUCGCUCCCCGACGUUGGGUGGUAUACGGCUGCGUAUCAGUUGGCCAGUGCUUCGCUACAACCACUGACGGGCAAGUUGUACACGCACUUCAGGGUCAAGUGGACAUAUCUCGUGUUUCUCUUCAUGUUCGAAGCAGGAUCCCUGAUAUGCGGACUGGCGAAGUCGUCGUCCAUGCUCAUCGGCGGCAGGGCGAUCGCCGGAAUAGGGGGCUCUGGACUCAUGAAUGGCGCCAUGACGAUCAUCGCAGGAGCACUUCCUCUGCAUCAACGAGCCCUUGCGCAACUCGGCAUCGUGUGCGGCCCUCUCGUAGGCGGUGCCUUGACCGAAUAUGCAACAUGGCGAUGGUGCUUCUACAUCAACCUUCCCGUCGGUGGCCUCGUAGCGUUUCUAAUGACCUUCACCUCGUUUCCCGAACUGACCAAGAAGCCACCGUUCACCCUUGCCCACGUCCGCUCGACGAUCCCCGAGCUGGACCUGGCUGGGUUCGCGCUCUUCGCGCCCGCGGCUGUCAUGUUCCUGCUGGCCCUGCAGUUCGGCGGCAACACCUACGCCUGGAGCAGCUCCGUGGUGAUCGGGCUGUUCUGCGGGGCGGGGGCCCUGGCCGUCAUCUUCGUCCUGUGGGAGAGGCGGAGAGGCGACCGGGCCAUGCUCCCGGGCCCCAUCAUCCGGCAACGCAUCGUGCUGAGCAGCGCGGUCAACGGCAUGGCCCUGAUGGCGACGAUAUUCGUGGCCUCACAGUUCAUGCCCAUCUACUUCCAAGGUGUCAGGGGCGAAACGCCCACGAUGAGCGGUGUAGACUUGCUUCCGAGCAUUCUGAGCCAGCUGCUCACGGUCGUUGUGUCAGGGGCUAUUGUAUCCAAAGUGGGAUACUAUCUGCCCUUUGCCGUCGCCAGCGGAACCGUCAGUGCGAUCGGCAACGGUCUCUUGUCGAUGUAUUCACCGACGACGGAGACCCCCAAGUGGAUUGGGUACCAGAUCCUGACGGGAGCUGGGCGAGGCCUCGGGAUGCAAUUGGGCCUCAUCGCGGUCCAAAACGCACUACUGCCGCAGCAGAUCCCGGUGGGCAUCGCGUUCAUGAUCUUCUGCCAAAACUUCUCUGGCGCCGUGUUUGUGGUGGUGGGCACCGUGAUCUUCACGCAGAGCCUAACGUCUGAGCUCGCCGUACAUGCACCUUCGGUUCCACCAGAAGCAGCUCAUGCAGCCGGAGCCAGCGCGAGCGCGGUGCGUGCUCUUGUACCCCCCGGAAGCUCUGAAUUAGAUGGUGUCCUGCUGGCAUUCUCCAAUAGUGUUGACAAGGUCUUCUAUUUGCUGAUUGCCACUUCGCUCGUGGGAUUUGUUUCGGCAUGGGGGAUGGGAUGGGUCGAUACCAGAAAGAAGAAGGCACCCGAAAAGGGUGAGCCUUGA
Messenger RNA from Neoarthrinium moseri, 1668 nucleotides. RefSeq lists its product as uncharacterized. Gene Ontology annotation, biological process: transmembrane transport. The transcript has 8 exons. The record is from RefSeq and is a predicted model, not a curated record. NCBI's taxonomy places the organism in Eukaryota, Fungi, Ascomycota, Sordariomycetes, Amphisphaeriales, Apiosporaceae. Bases 1 to 1668 code for a protein of 555 amino acids. Gene Ontology annotation, molecular function: transmembrane transporter activity.